GUUCCCGCCACGCAACGACAAGGGUGCCGCCUUCAUUUCUGGCUUGGCUCUGGAUACGCUCAACGAACAAAUCUAUGUGGCAAACUACUACGGGAACUCAGCCAAGCAGUCCCUGGCGAUGCUCCCUCUUCCCGAGAACAAGUUUUAUCCAGGUGAGAACAAAGUCGUCCACGCAAAGUACUGGCCCAUGGACUUGGUCGCCGAAGGUGAUGCUCCUAUUGCCUGCCUGUACGGACAUCAGUCGAUCGAGCACUCCAGUGGGUAUGGCAACCGCAAGUGCGAAUACCAGGGUGAACGUCUUCAGUGGACACUUCGACACACCGGCAUGGACGUUAUCCUUCCAAACCCGGAGGGCAUCACGAGGUUCUACGUCACGGACACCUCCAACAACCUGGCGGUGCUGCCUCCGAAGCCGGCCCUGCUUGGGCGCUCUGCACCCUUCAACUGGACGCAGUUCUUCUACAUGCUGCCCCAUGCGAAGAUCGGUACAAGCAAGAUGAAUGGCUGGACCAUCCUCAGCAUGCCAGUGACCGCCACCGACCUAGGCUACCAGCCCAGCUUUGACCUUUGUGCCGAACUCUGCUCCACGUUCUGGCGCAAUGGCACCCAGCGCUGUGUGGCGUUUGACUGGCGGAUGUCCAAUCACGACUGUGAGUUCUUGAAGGACCAAGGCAGACUUCCGAAUCAUACGAGGAGUUGCGCCUACUCCAAUAGCGGCCUGUCUUGCUUGUUCGCCUUGGUGCCACUGACGGAUUCCGCGGAUAGCUUCUCUAUGUGGCCCAAUCCUUGCUUCACCAUGCCAACGGCAGACAGUGACGGCAACGCGUGGAUCAUCGCCGAAUCCGGCUACGCCCCGGCUGGAGGCUGGCCCAGCUAUGUGCGAGAGGGAUACAGCUUCGACAGGGAACGCACGUUGACCUUCUUCUUGCGACCGGAGUUGCUUGAAGAAACUGCGGAGGCCCAGGCCAUGCGCGACAUGUGGCGGCAAGCAGUGCCAAAUGCACGCUGGUAUGGCACCUCGCUGGCAAAAGAGUACACGGUCGGUGACUACGCCAGGAACGGAAAUGCCAUCUUUCCGGGUGACCUGCAAGCCGAGAUCUUCAAGAACAGGGUUCAGGGUGUGGAUCCCGAUGACACGAAUCCCCCUGCCAUGCCAACGACUGCAGCAUCCUGCUUUGCAAGCGACGUUGUCGCGACAACUACGGCCGCAACAGGUGGAGAGACCGGGGGCACCAACGACCCGGGCGGCGACGGCGUGUCGUCGACUUCCACCACCGGCUCCUCCGAUGAUGGGACGAGUAGCCCAGUGCUCGGAGGGACGGCCGACAAGACCAUUGGCCUGGGAUCUCCGAUCCUACUCCUCUCGGUCAUCUUCAUGAACGCCUGA
This is a messenger RNA of Symbiodinium sp. CCMP2456, 1387 nucleotides long. NCBI's taxonomy places the organism in Eukaryota, Dinophyceae, Suessiales, Symbiodiniaceae. The record is from the annotation of a GenBank genome assembly.